This is a messenger RNA of Aphanomyces astaci, 2821 nucleotides long. RefSeq lists its product as hypothetical. Gene Ontology annotation, molecular function: protein binding. The coding region runs from base 82 to 2775 and encodes 897 amino acids. The transcript is spliced from 15 exons. The record is from RefSeq and is a predicted model, not a curated record. Lineage: Eukaryota; Oomycota; Saprolegniomycetes; Saprolegniales; Verrucalvaceae.
GCGGAAAAGACACGGCUCGGCCGAAACCAUCGACGGUCAAGGACUUGCCACGGCCAGCGCCACUACAUGCGCAACAGAUAGAUGCAAUCGACGUCGAAUGUGUCCAACGCCGCGACUGCCGCGGCAUUGUCGUCGCUAAGUAUCCCAAAUGCCAAGGCCAUCGGGCUCUUCAACAAAAUCUCUGGUGGUCGGAAGCCUGGCACAUCAGCCGCGUCCAGCCUCGUCACUCCCACGGUCACACAGGGCGGCGUCAUUGCCGUCUCGCGCCUGAACGAGCGCACCGUGCUGGCCGACAACCACUUUCCAGACUUUUUCCAAACCGUCAAGCACACCAAGCCUCAAAAGAAGAAGUUUGCGGUGGCAGCGUCGUCGGCCACGGCACGUGGUUCCACGGUCAAGUGGACCGGCAACAACGAAAUGCAGCAGUCGGUGGGAACUGCUCCGCACACUGGUCGCCAUCAGCCAACCAACUCGUCUGCCGCUGGAGGCAGCACACGGAGACAGACUACAAUCGUUGACAAGUCCAAAGUCGCCGUGAAACUCGACACGUGGAAGGACGUCAAGAACUCGUCCGACCAAGCCAAGCUGCUUCAUCGAGGAGGGGCAGGCAUCGGCCAGUCCUCGUCUAUGGCGGCCCCAGAACGCCCAUCGACUGCCGGAGGAGGUCCCACGUCCGGUGGCCUCCAUUCCUUUCAAUCCCAGCAGCAGCAGGCGUCAAACAAUCACACGACCCACCCAUUGGACAAACAACCUAUCAAAGGCUACGUUCGCGCCAUCCACGACCGCGUCAACGUCCACCACGCGCCUUCCGUCGACGACGAUGCCAAGGCGUCGGUGAUAUCUGUUUCCACAUCGCAGACGCAACGCAACCGACCUCGAGGCACCACCGACCAAUCCGGACUCCGUCCGUCGGCCAAUUCCCCGCCGCGGCCGCAAAUCUUCGGGGCCGACACUUCCAAGCCAGAACCCGCCAUGUCCAUUGUGCACACGAUCGACAAAUCCAACCAUCGACGGGCGCCGGUGGUGGACAAAGAUGCAGAUAACGCAGACGUUUGCUUUGGGGAAACCCCCGAUGUGCCAGGAGUGCCCGUAGUGUACCGCAGCCAGCGCGCGAAAACGGCCAACCCCGAACGCCUCAACUUGGACCGACGGGCGUUGAAGGUGGUGCCCCUGCUGGACGGCGAGCACAUGCUUCGUCUGCUGAAUUUGCAAAACAACACGAUCACAGCUAUUGGCAACCUCCACGGGCUGCCGAAUUUGAUCUUCUUGGACUUGUACAACAAUAAAAUCGAGAAAAUCGAUAAUUUACACGUCGUGCCCAACUUGCGUGUGCUUAUGCUGGGCAAAAACAAACUCCAAACGAUUGAAAACCUCGCGUGUUUGCCCAAACUCGACGUCCUGGACUUGCACAGCAACGAAAUCGACAAAAUCGAAUGCCUCGACCAACUGAACGAACUGCGCGUGUUAAACCUAGCUGGCAACCGCAUCACGGUGCUAGAAAACAUCAGCACGCUGACGCUCUUGACCGAGCUGAACCUCCGACGCAACCUCAUCGACGCCAUUUCCACCACGACGCUGGGCCGACUGCCGACGCUGCAGCGGCUCUUCUUGUCCAACAAUAAACUCCCGUCCAAGGAAAGCUUACAGCCGCUGUUCCAGCUGGUGGCCCUGACUGAGCUCCGACUGGACGGCAACAAAUUCAACGAAGUCGAGAGCCCCGACUACCGGUCGCUCAUGAUCCAGAACUUUGUGUCGUUGCGCAACUUGGAUUUGAAAGCUGUGACGGAUGACGAGCGCCGCGACGCGUUCAGUUUGACUCAAAAGGCCACGGAAAAGCGCCGCGAACAACAGCGCGAAGAAAACCAAGAAGCACAGCGCGUGCGCGCGAUCACGGCGGUGCGAAAGAAAUGGGAAGAAAAGUUUGACAUGGACGUGAUGGCAGCCAACUUGGACGACCCGUGGGGGGCCACCCCCAUGUUGGUUGACAAGGCCCAGCACAUGUCGAUGAAGCGGCUGCUGGCGGCCACUGCGACCAUGGCCAACCAUGCAAGCCAUCCGAUCCAGAUCGGGUUCUCAGAGGUCGAAGUGUCGGACCAGUCGCGGACGCUGUUUGUAUAUGGCGACGCGCUGGAAGCGCUGGACAGCGUCAAGAUCCACGCGAUUGUCACUGCGAUCGUGUUCAAGUACAUUCCGUUCGACGUGAUCGCCAAGGCCGUGAGUACUAGUAGUAGUACUAGCAGCAACAACGUGUACCUCCAGAGCUUCACUGCACUCAAGCACGUGCAUUUCGCCUACAACCAACUCACAUCCCUCGACCAACUGCAUUGGGUCGCCAGGCUCGGCUCCCGUGCCGAAGAGGUAACCAUCUCACACAACCCCGUGUGCCACUUGCGGCUGUUGCGACCAUAUGUCAGCCACACGUUGAAAAAUGUCCAAGUGCUCAACGGCCAGCCCCUGUCCCUAGAAACCCAGCUCAUGGGUGAACGCUUCUUCGACAUGGCCCUUCAACCUCCCCAUCCAUCGCCCUCGUCGGUGCCGCGGAAGGGCCUCCCACAGCAGCCGCUGCCGCCCAUGCUGCGUCAGGGCAGCUGCGCCAUGGAUCGCACUACAAAUGCACUCAUCAGCAAGUACUUGACAGAGGCCACGCGAGUCGACGAGCAACUCAAGUACAUGAACGACAAGUGGCACUCGAUGGUGUACGACGUGAUCAAGGAAACGCUGGAAGAGGUCGAAGACAUGGACAAGUACAUGUCGAAAUGCCUCGACCGAUUGUGACGAUAGAAUUAUAUAUAAAAAUAUUCAACAUCUUGACACGACAAAG